AUGCUGUUGCAGUGCAGUCUCAUCAGAAAAUCAGAAACAGCUGCGCAGAAGCGGCUGCGCAGGAACAGCUGCGCAGAAGCGGCUGCGCAGAAGCGGCUGCGCAGAAGCGGCUGCGCAGAAGCGGCUGCGCAGAAGCGGCUGCGCAGAAACGGCUGCGCAGAAGCGGCUGCGCAGAAGCGGCUGCGCAGAAGCGGCUGCGCAGAAGCGGCUGCGCACAAGCGGCUGCGCACAAGCGGCUGCGCACAAGCGGCUGCGCAGAAGCGGCUGCGCAGAAGCGGCUGCGCAGAAGCGGCUGCGCAGAAGCGGCUGCGCAGAAGCGGCUGCGCAGAAGCGGCUGCGCAGAAGCGGCUGCGCAGAAGCGGCUGCGCAGAAGCGGCUGCGCAGAAGCGGCUGCGCAGAAGCGCCUGCGCAGAAGCGGCUGCGCAGAAGCGGCUGCGCAGAAGCGGCUGCGCAGAAACGGCUGCGCAGAAACGGCUGCGCAGAAACGGCUGCGCAGAAACGGCUGCGCAGAAACGGCUGCGCAGCAGCGGCUGCGCAGAAGCGGCUGCGCAGAAGCGGCUGCGCAGAAGCGGCUGCGCAGAAGCGGCUGCGCAGAAGCGGCUGCGCAGAAGCGGCUGCGCAGAAGCGGCUGCGCAGAAACGGCUGCGCAGAUGCAGCUGCGCAGAAACAGCUGCGCAGAAACAGCUGCGCAGAAACAGCUGCGCAGAAACAGCUGCGCAGAAGCGGCUGCGCAGAAGCGGCUGCGCAGAAGCGGCUGCGCAGAAGCGGCUGCGCUGA
This is a messenger RNA of Schistocerca nitens (vagrant locust), 777 nucleotides long. RefSeq lists its product as uncharacterized. The transcript has a single exon. Bases 1 to 777 code for a protein of 258 amino acids. The record is from RefSeq and is a predicted model, not a curated record. Lineage: Eukaryota; Metazoa; Arthropoda; Insecta; Orthoptera; Acrididae.